AUCAGCAGUACAUGCAACUUCGCAGUGGUGAGUUACAGAUAGGGUGGUUCUGUAAUGGUUGCAGGAACGUCGACGAACCACCACCACCACUUGAAAUCCCGGUAUCGCCACUCAGAAAUCUUGCACAAGAAGAUCUAAGACAUGGGGGUAACACUACCAUACCAGAUGUGUCAUUCGACCUAGCCCAAGAGUACGAACGACCAACACCAGUGGUAGACACGUCUUUAUCUGAUGACCUUGAGCUGAACGACGCAAUCCCCGCCGACGACGCCGUAAUUACGUAUGAGAUUGUGGAGUCCGGGACUAAGCGAGGUGCGGCGAAACUGAUCAGUUCGGAUGGAUAUUCUUACACGAAGGGGGUAACGUCCGGAGAGAGACAAUUCUGGCGAUGCUCGGUGCGAAACAAGACAGUAAAAUGUCCGGCAUCCGUGAAACAGUACCGCGACAUGUUCACAUCGGGUGUAGCAGGACACGUUCAUCCACAAGAUCCUGGUGCUACAAAAAAGAUGAAAAUAGCUAAGAAGGUGAAGGAACUGGCGCGAGAACGUGUCUUUGAGCCAGCCGCCGUAAUCGUGGAACGUGUCAUGAAGGAUAUGGUGGCACCAAACGAUGUCAGCCUACCCAAACCAGCAAAUCUAGUUCGUGCUGUCAACCACCACAGACGUCUCCGUCCCGAUGAUCCUAAAGACUUAGCGUUUGAGGUAAGUAGGCGUCCGCUGGAUCUACUACGACAGGCAAAGAUGUGGUAUAUGGAUGGCACCUUCAAGGUGGUAAAGCAGCCGUUUUACCAGCUACACUCUAUCCACACAUUUGUGAAGAAGGGGGAAGAUGAGAAGCAGGUGCCACUGGCGUACGCUCUGAUGUCGAGGCGAAGUAAAGAUGAUUACGUUCAGGUUUUCAGGAGUCUACGUCGCAGACUGGGGGAUCCCACUGUAGAGUGGAUUAUGUUAGACUUUGAAGUCUUUAAAUCAUAA
Messenger RNA from Dreissena polymorpha, 974 nucleotides. RefSeq lists its product as uncharacterized. The record is from RefSeq and is a predicted model, not a curated record. NCBI's taxonomy places the organism in Eukaryota, Metazoa, Mollusca, Bivalvia, Myida, Dreissenidae. The coding region runs from base 12 to 974 and encodes 320 amino acids. The transcript is spliced from 5 exons.